AGUUUAAUACUAAUAGUUGAAUAGACUGACAAGACAGUGAUGUUUUACUUUUCGCUUUCUUGAGUUCAAAUAUUUUGGAACAUUUGUCAGCCGACAGUUAUUGAAGUAAACCGAAAUAUUGUCUUCAAUUGUAUAGAUUUACAAGUGUUUUAGUUAUGUCAACGUCUGAAACGACUAACGGGCAAGUGGCUACUACUCCAGUAGCAUCGACCGUCGAUGCUCCACCAGAGUCGAGUGUUUCAGAAUCUCAGAAGGUAACUUCCUCUGAGAGUAAUGCUAAAAGGCUGAAAAAUCCCAAGCACAAUGCACCCAUGCGCCAAUAUUUAGACCAAACUGUUGUACCAGCAUUGUUAGUAGGCAUGAAGGAGUUAGUCAAGGAAAGACCUCCUGAUCCAUUGGGUUUUCUAGCUGCAUUUUUAUUGAAGUAUAAAAAGGAACAUGUUGACAAAGACUCAAUUUCAGAAACAUAAACGGAUACAUUUUCUUCAUAAAAAAAAAUAUAACAAUUAUAACUAAAUAGACAUAAAUAAUAAUCACAUCUUAUGCUCUUAAAUUAUUUCUUUGCACUUAAAUUCAAAUAUUUUUCAUUCUGUGUGUACAUAAAAAGUUGUUUGUUUACAAAGGAAAAUGUAAAUUUUUUUUUUCUUAUAUUGUAGAAGGCUGAUAAAGCAUUACAUUUUUUUUUUUUAUAAAGGGUUUAUAAAAGCUAAAACCACUGUUAUAACUCAAUGAUAAACAUGAUUUUAACCCCAUUAUUACUAUUAUGUUGCCAUGGUAAUUGAAUCAUAACAAACGGAUAUAUGUAAAAACAUAUUCAAAUCAUAUAGGUACUCUUAAUCACAAUAGUGUUGUAAUUAUGAUUUAUUGUAUUAAUUAACGAUUUAAUGAUUCAAUUAUUUAUUUUGUAGAUUAAAAAAUCCAAUUACAAUAAAAUUAUGGAGUUAUAUUAUUUAAUUACUAUUUUAAGUUUUGUAAAAUUCUGCUCAUCUAACAGAGAAAUUAUUUCAUUUAUUACACCUGAAAACUGUUCUGAACGCGAGUAUUUUAUUCCCAGUUUAAUGACAUGUAGACAAUGUAACGAUCACCAGAAAUCAUCCUUAGAUCGUAAGUAAUGGAUAUUAAUGAUAAAAUAUGAUAAUAUUAUUAAUAUUUUUUUUUUUGUAAAUCAAGGUUUGAGUUGUAUUUGUGAAAAAAAUAGCAAAAUUAUUGAUAAA
Messenger RNA from Acyrthosiphon pisum (pea aphid), 1214 nucleotides. RefSeq names its product protein dpy-30 homolog. Gene Ontology annotation, cellular component: Set1C/COMPASS complex. NCBI's taxonomy places the organism in Eukaryota, Metazoa, Arthropoda, Insecta, Hemiptera, Aphididae. The record is from RefSeq and is marked provisional.